Messenger RNA from Trichomonas vaginalis G3, 1998 nucleotides. RefSeq names its product vault protein inter-alpha-trypsin domain-containing protein. The transcript has a single exon. Lineage: Eukaryota; Parabasalia; Trichomonadida; Trichomonadidae. The record is from RefSeq and is a predicted model, not a curated record. Bases 1 to 1998 code for a protein of 665 amino acids.
AUGUUAGGAAAGUUCAUAACAAGCGGUUAUGAAGAGGAAUUAGAAUUUGAUUCUCUUGAUAUAAUAGGUUUUCAGUACAACACAUUUUUAAAUUUUAAAAUUAAACAAGUUCUAAAAGGCCACUCAAGCUCCGACAUUGGAUAUUCAUUUCCAAUUGAAACUAAAUCUACUAUUUCAGAUAUUCUUUUUGUUAUUGGUGAUAAACAAAUCAGACCUCAGCUUAGAAUGUCAGAAGAAGCAUCCAAAGAAUAUCAGGAGUCAAAAGAAAAAGGAUAUUUAUCAUUGCUUGGAAGAAAUUUAUCAGGAAAUCGUAUCAUUUUCAAUUUCGGAAAUUUUCCAGAAGAAACAAAAAUUGAGGUCCAUUACACGAUGUCUUAUUUGGCAGAAGUAAACAAUCAAGGAUUUUUCUUCAGAUUCCCUAUUGCAUCAAAAGAUCAGUAUGGUUAUGAAACUUCGUUGCCGGGAUCAAUUUCAUUUUAUCUCAAAAUCAAAACAGAUAAAAACAUAAGUAAAAUAGAAGCAAACAAAUCAGCAACAAUCAAUCAGUUUGAUAAUCAUAAUGCAUUCAUCAAUCUUGACAAAUUUGAACCAGCUAUCUUUGUUCAAACUUUGAUAAGUGAUCAAGACAAAAGCACUGCAGUUUCAAGUGAUGAUUAUAUAGCAGUAUCUACAUAUAAAGAAUUUAGCUCCAAAUCAAAUGGCUAUGAAUGCAAGGCAGAUUAUUUCUUUGUUAUUGAUUGUUCCGGAUCAAUGAAAGGCGAUCGCAUCGAAAAAGCUGUUAAAUGUAUGCGUCUUAUUCUACAAUCUCUUCCUAUGAAGUGCAGAUUCUCAAUAGUAUGUUUUGGAUCAGAAUUCCAAACAUUAUUACCAAUUGUUGAAUAUAACAAUGAAAACGUUUUGCUUGCUAUGAAUCUUAUUAAAUAUAUUCAAGCAAUUAUGGGCGGAACAGAUAUAUACCAUCCAUUGGAAUAUAUUUUCUCACAAAAUGGAAUGACAAAGAAAAUUUUCCUCUUAACAGAUGGCGAGGAUAGCAAUUCUGAAGAAAUUAUUAGAUUAGUCCAAGAAAACAAACAAUUUGGAAACAUUUACACGGUUGGAAUUGGAAUUGGUGCAGAUUCUGGUCUUAUUAGGAAUCUUGCUGAGGUAACAAAUGGAAAGUGGACAUAUGUUUUAGAUAAUGAGAAUUUCAAUGAGAAAUUAAUUUCAUUACUUUCUUCAUCUAUUGAAAAUAACUCGGUAGAUAUUACAAUACAUGCAAAUGAAACAAUUGCUGAGACAAUCCCAUCAAAUCCAUAUCCUUUGUGCUCGAAUAUUUCUCAAAACUAUUUCAUUAAAGCACCUUUCUGCGAAAAUGUUUUGAUAAGUUCAGAAGAAUUUGAUCUGCUUGUUCCAGUAAUGAAGAUCGAGGAUGGUAUUGGAAUGAAAAGUCUAUUUACAAAGAUGAUUAUUCAUGAGUAUGAAACAUAUUUGAGAACUCAUAAUGAUGAAGCGAUGAAACAAAAAUGUAUUGACCUAUCUAUAUCAUCUGGAAUUCUCUGCAAAUAUACGCAUUAUAUUGGUUCAAUCCCAGAAAAUGUUGUUCAACUUAUUAGAGAAUUCUGGAAGUAUCAAAGUGGAAUUUGCUAUGAAGCAACACCAUCUAAGAAAGAUUAUGAAAAGAUGCAAGACAUAUUCGUUCAACGUCAUAUGACUCAAAGCCAAGAACCAAUUCAAGAACCAAACAACGAACAAUAUGAUAUUGAGAUUGUUGAUGAUCGUGAUGAAAUUGAGAAACAAAAUAUCGAUGGAUCAUGGGAUCGGUUUGAUGCAAUGGAUUCAGAAAUUAAAGAAAAGUAUGGUGAAAAAGUUGCUGCUACAGUUGCAGCAAUCCUUUAUAUUAUGAGAUAUCGCAAAUCUCAGAUUGAUGAGCUUUCGUUAGUUCUCAAGAAAGCUUAUUUCUUCUUAAAGAAAGAAGUCAAGGAUAUUAAUUGGGAAGAAUUUAUUAAGAAUAAGCUUUAA